CCUGGGAGACUCCGAGAGGAAGCGCAGCCGCGGCGCGGCCUCCCCUGGCAACGCGGGAGGCCCCGCGGGGAGGCAGGGGGCGGUGGCGGGGGAGGAGCCGGGCUGAGCGGCAACUGUAGCCACUGCCGCCGGAGCCGCCGCCGCCGCCACCUGCGCCUGGCGCCCGGCCCGAGCCCCGCCACUCCGCCUGCCGUCCUCCAGGUUCACCUUCUCCCUUGGACAUCCUGUCAGUCCACCCCGUUUGUGACAAAUCCGAGCCGAGAGAAAUUCUAACUUCAGUUUAUCCAGUAUUACCACUUAAUGAAACCUUGCCACCAAGUCUAUGAUAAAAAACAUAAGUAACAGAGGAAACGAUAACUGUUGUUUGUCAAGUAACAAGAUUUUAAUGUCAGAAUGGCUCACUUAAAGCGACUAGUAAAACUACAUCUUAAAAGAUAUUACCAUAAAAAGUUCUGGAAGCUUGGUGCAGUAAUUUUUUUCUUUAUCAUAUUUUUGAUUUUAAUGCAAAGAGAAGUAAGUGUUCAAUAUUCCAAGGAGGAAUUGAGGAUGGAAAGAAACAUGAAAAACAAAAACAAGGUGUUUGAUUUAAUGCUAGAAGCUGUCAACAAUAUUAAAGAUGCAAUGCCAAAAAUGCAAAUAGGAGCACCUGUUAGGCAAAACAUUGAUGCUGGUGAGAGACCCUGUUUGCAAGGAUAUUAUACGGCAGCAGAAUUGAAACCCGUUCUUGAUCGCCCACCUCAGGAUGCUAAUGCACCCGGUGCUUCUGGUAAAGCAUUCAAGACAACCAAUUUAAGUGUUGAAGAGCAGAAGGAAAAAGAACGUGGAGAAGCAAAACACUGUUUUAAUGCUUUUGCAAGUGACAGAAUCUCUUUGCACCGAGAUCUUGGACCAGACACUCGACCUCCUGAAUGUAUUGAACAAAAAUUUAAGCGAUGUCCUCCCUUGCCCACCACCAGUGUCAUAAUAGUCUUUCAUAAUGAAGCAUGGUCCACGCUGCUUAGAACUGUCCACAGUGUGCUUUAUUCUUCACCUGCCAUUCUGCUGAAAGAAAUCAUUUUGGUGGACGAUGCUAGUGUAGAUGAGUACUUACAUGAUAAACUAGAGGAAUAUAUAAAACAAUUUUCUAUAGUGAAGAUAGUCAGACAAAGAGAGAGAAAAGGUCUGAUCACUGCACGGUUGCUAGGAGCAACGGUAGCAACCGGUGAAACACUCACAUUUUUAGAUGCUCACUGUGAGUGUUUCUAUGGUUGGUUAGAGCCUCUGCUGGCCAGGAUAGCCGAGAACCACACCGCCGUCGUGAGUCCAGACAUUGCAUCCAUAGAUAUGAACACGUUUGAAUUCAACAAACCUUCUCCUUAUGGAAGUAACCAUAACCGUGGAAAUUUUGACUGGAGCCUUUCAUUCGGCUGGGAAUCCCUUCCUGAUCAUGAGAGGCAACGGAGGAAAGAUGAGACCUACCCAAUUAAAACACCCACAUUUGCAGGAGGCCUUUUUUCCAUAUCAAAAGAAUAUUUUGAAUAUAUUGGAACUUAUGAUGAAGAAAUGGAAAUCUGGGGAGGUGAAAAUAUAGAAAUGUCUUUCAGAGUGUGGCAAUGUGGUGGGCAGUUGGAGAUUAUGCCUUGCUCUGUUGUUGGACAUGUUUUUCGCAGCAAAAGCCCUCAUACGUUUCCAAAAGGCACUCAGGUGAUUGCUCGCAACCAAGUUCGCCUUGCAGAAGUCUGGAUGGAUGAAUAUAAGGAAAUAUUUUAUAGGAGAAACACAGAUGCAGCAAAAAUUGUUAAGCAAAAAUCAUUUGGUGAUCUUUCAAAAAGAUUUGAAAUAAGACAACGCCUUCAAUGUAAAAAUUUUACAUGGUAUCUGAAAAAUAUUUAUCCAGAAGUGUAUGUGCCAGACCUUAGUCCUGUUGUAUCUGGAUAUAUUAAAAGCUUUGGCCAGCCUCUCUGUCUGGAUGUCGGAGAAAAUAAUCAAGGAGGCAAGCCAUUAAUUUUGUACACGUGUCAUGGACUUGGGGGAAACCAGUACUUUGAGUACUCGGCUCAACAUGAAAUUCGGCAUAACAUCCAGAAAGAAUUAUGUCUUCAUGCUGUUCAGGGUUUCGUUCAGCUGAAAACAUGUACCUACAAAGGUCACAAGACAAUUGCCACUGGAGAACAGCUGUGGGAGAUGCAGAAGGGUCAACUUCUCUAUAAUCCGUUCUUUAACAUGUGCCUUUCAGCAAGUGGAGAGCAUCCGAGCUUAGCGUCUUGCAGUCCGUCAGAUCCACUCCAAAAAUGGAUUUUUAACCAAAAUGAUUAAGUGUUCCUUAAAAUUAAGGAGUUGAAAAAAGAGAUAUUAUUUCUCAUAAAACUGUGACUAGGCAUACACUGUAGUUUUUGAAAAUUAUGCAAAAGCAGCUAAUUGUAACUUAUUCCAAGUGCUUUUUUCUUAUUUAUAUCUUGAAAUGUCCAUGUAGCAUUGCUACAGGAAUCCCUGAAGUUUCACUUCAAAUCACAAUAACUAGUGAUACCAAAGACUAUUUUGAAAUGUCUAGAUGCAGGGGAAGAGAUGUUUACAGUAUGAUGCAAAUAAUUUUCCAAGUAAAGUGAUAUUUGUUUUGUACACUUAACGAUAUGCAUAGCUACAUUCAGACACUCACAAUUUAAAAUAUUUCUUCUAGUUUUUUGGGGGGUGGGAGAAAGAUUUGAUACUGUAUUUUUUUAACUACAUAGAAAUGGGUCAAUGAAGGUCAAACAUUGGCCUUUGUGUACAAACCAGGAAGUUUUUAUAGAUCUAGAAAUUAUUACAUAAAAAUGCAAGUACACUUUUUUUUGCCUUUUGUUUACUUAUCUGUCAAAUGUUUCCUUAAACAUGGAGUUAAAUAAGAAGAAUAUUUUUAACACUUCAAUUUCUUGGCAAAUUUUAAAAUAUUUUUUAGUCUGAAGCUCACUUGACUUGAAGCACUUGUCUUCCUUAAAAGACAUUUCUUAAAUAACUACACUGUGUGUUUUCUUAAAGCAAUUAAAAAAAAGAAAACUAUAAAUUACUACCUGUCGAAAAGGCGUCUUUUUCCUUUUUGUUAGACUUUCUUUCCUUACCAAAAUUCACUAAUCUUGAAUGUUUUGUAAAACUGAAUUUCAAAAGCAGAAUACUUGACUCAUUUAAAGCUAAAUUUUAUUUGUUAUUGAUUCAAUUAUAGGUUGUCUUUGUAAUUAUUUUUUUAUCAAAAGAAACUUAUUUCUGUCUAUGUGGAAAACACAAUAAAACAAACCCUUAUCACUAUUGUAAUUAUUUAAGUUUUUUUCUCUUUUGGAUAGAAUAUGUAAUUGAUAAUGGGGGAAGCAUGAAUUUUGUACAAUGAAUUUCUAAGCACUGAUUGAAGAGCCAUCAAAUAUAUCUUAAGGAAAAUGUAAACAUUGGUAGUAAUGGCAUUAAAAAAUGGUGAAUGGAGAAGAUUCUAUAUUAAAUAUUUAGAAAAUUUUGUGCUAAUUUCUGAUAACUUUCCUUGAACAUCUAAUAAUUUUUUUUAAUGUGAUGCUUACUUAGAUAAAAAAAAUUUUCCUUUUGGUUAUUUUAUAUGUAGAUCGCCUAUAUUCUUAUUUAAGAAGUAAACUAUGAUUGGUUUCAUAUUUUAAACUGGCAGAGCCUCAAUUAUGCAAAAGAAAAUAUUUAAAAAUUAUUGGUCCUAUCUUCUUAUCAUUUGUAACUUUGAACUUGCAUUAAAAAAAUCUGAAUUCCUUAA
Manis javanica (Malayan pangolin) is the source of this 3718-nucleotide messenger RNA. RefSeq names its product polypeptide N-acetylgalactosaminyltransferase 3 (gene GALNT3). Gene Ontology annotation, cellular component: Golgi apparatus. Lineage: Eukaryota; Metazoa; Chordata; Mammalia; Pholidota; Manidae. Gene Ontology annotation, molecular function: polypeptide N-acetylgalactosaminyltransferase activity. Gene Ontology annotation, biological process: protein O-linked glycosylation. The record is from RefSeq and is a predicted model, not a curated record.